AGUGCAGCAGAUGCGGGGCGGGACUCGGUCACUGUCCAAGUUGUUGCAAAACUUCAGCCUGAAACCAGCAGAUCGAGACAAAAAGGGAAGACAUCUGUCCGUGCACUUGUGGAUACUACGACCAUGGCAGAUGAAGCAGCGGUGGUGGAGGAAGGCGUCAGCCCGGCCCAGAGCCCCCUGGUCUCGGUCACCUUCCAGAGGAACAUCCACAGGAACCAGAAGUACCUGGAGGCUGAGCCCAAGUCCCUGGGGGUCACUCAGAUUGGCCUGAGUAUGUUUCAGAUCAUCUGUAUGUUUGUGUUUCUGGCCAAAGGCCUGACUCACUUAGAUACUGACAUCCCCUACUUCAUUUCAACUCUACUGGUGGUAAUCGCCGGGAGUGUGGCGCUAGCGGCACAGAACCUCCAUCUGCCAACGCUGAGAGCCUGUCUGGGGAUGCAGAUUGUGGCGAGUGGCGCGUCCCUGUUCAACAUGAUCUCCUCUCUGGUUAAAAUGGACAACACGCCCCCCUUUUGCUGGCACUAUUACUAUGACAACAGCACACUUCGAUUCGGGGAAAUCUGCCAUAAUAUUGAGAGUACCCGCUCCCACUUUUUCGCUGAGGCUUCGCUCGUCAACGCUGUCCUGCUGGCCAUCUCCGUCACUCUGGCCGCCUACUGCUGCAAGGUUGUCAACUGCUGCGCCCCAGCCCCCAAAAUGACGGUGAUCACUGUACAAACCCCUGCCGUCCAACAGUGAGGCGACACAUGCAAAAGGGAUGUAACACACUUAGUCACACACUAAUGCUAACGUCAAAGCUGCAUUAACACUUUUAUACUAACAAUGGACGACACGACUUAUGGUGUGUGAUGUGAAAUGACUUCCUCUCUGCUCCACGGAGCCGUCCAGCCUCUUCUAGCUCGUUUGUUUUGCUUCUCAUACAAGCCUCGCGUUUCAAGUCACACCUGUUGAAAGCUAAAAAAAAAAUCUCUGAUGAAGCCACUUGUUCGCUGUGUGCUCCGGAGCAACCGGCAGACACUCACAGUCAGAGCGCAGCAGGUGAACAUGGAGCAUAAAGCAGCUGUCAGGAACUAACAGGACUGUCACUGUCUAUGUUUGCUGAAGAUGUUGUUGAAGUUGUCUGAAAACUACACAUGCAGCUUUAGUGUAAAUUUACAACGUCCUCACACAUGACUCAACAGUUUUUCCAUUAGAUCUGUUUUUGCAUGUAUUCAUUUCCUCAUGUGGAUUUAUCACAGGCCCUGUCCAGACCAGGGUCGUAGUCUAUAAUUGUAGUAAUGAUGUGAAAAUGUUGGAUGAGAGUAGAAAUAGGGACAAUUAAUUUUACACGUUAGAAUUAACCAUAUCUUGUGCUGAAGGUACGAGAAGGUAAAAUGAUUCAACUAUAUCAGGGCAAUUACAUUUCAUUUUAAUGCUUAUUAUGCACAUUAAUGCUUUGCUGAAAAUACUUGUGCUUGGAUUUUUGGUAACUUUAUGAAGAUACUUUGUGACGAUCACUGCGAAUUAAUGCUUCACUGAUGUAUCCUUUGUCACUGCAAUUCACAACUAUGAACAAUAAAACGUUA
Messenger RNA from Paralichthys olivaceus (Japanese flounder), 1565 nucleotides. RefSeq names its product membrane-spanning 4-domains subfamily A member 4A-like. The record is from RefSeq and is a predicted model, not a curated record. NCBI's taxonomy places the organism in Eukaryota, Metazoa, Chordata, Actinopteri, Pleuronectiformes, Paralichthyidae.